AUGGACCAUGCCACGCAACAGGUGUUCAACAACCAGCUUGUCUCAUCGGGCGUGAAGAUCCCCAUUGUGUUUAGUGUUCAAGAACGGCUGGAGAAUGGCACCCUUGGAGAUUGUCGGAUCAAAGACGUAUCCAUUCUGAAGGAUCACUUGACAUCGUCUAUUAUUUUUGACAUUUCCAAAAAUCGUUUGAGUGAAUACACUGUGAAGUUUGAAGUAUCAAUCUGCAAUCUGGCAUCCAUUCAAAGGUUACAAUUAAAUAACGAUUCCAUCAAAGCUGUGGUAUAUUUAGAAAAUGAGAAAACUAGCUCAAUUCUAGAAACUAUAUCACUGAAAAAUUUGCUGGAAUUGGGUUCAAAGAAGGUUUCCCAUUUUACAAAAACUCUCAAUGAAUUUCACCUUGAUUUAAAUUUCAGCAUAGACUCUUCUGACAAAAGGACAGAAGAAGAAAUAACGAAUCAUUUCACUACCUUGCGACUUCCCUAUUCCCCUCAGAGCGACCUAACCUCACUACCAUCAUAUUUUUCCUCCGAUAUCUCAAGUACAAACCAAUCUUUCGCGUCUUUGAAUUCACUAUCUCCACCAUCACGUCCAAAUUCAACAUGUUCGAAGAAGAAGUCCAUACCUAAUUUCUUGAAGCCCUCGUUAAAGGGUAGUUCCAAAACAAACUCAAACAUUGAUAUAUCAACUUCAAAUCCAGACCUGUAUCAUGAAGACACCGAUGGAUUUCUAAUCCUUCAAAUAGAGUCAGCCACAGGAUUGCCGCCUUUCAAGAAAAAAACACAACUGGGCUAUGAUAUGGAUCCAUUUGUCGUAGUCUCUUUCUCAAAACAGAUCUACAAAACAAACGUUUGUAGGCAUGCACUCAAUCCAUCAUGGAAAAACCAGCUAAUCAAUAUUCGAGUUAGUAAGUACUCUUUGAAAUUUCUGCUGAAACUUUCCGUCUAUGAUUUUGAUGUCUUUACAUUUAAUGAUGAUAUCUGCUCUACAUCUCUGGAAAUUGGUGAUCUAAUCAAUGAAUCCGAACAUAAUAGUAAUGAUACUUGGACUUACAAGAAGUUACCGCUAAGUUUCUCCGAUCGUGCACUCUCGAAAAAGCUUUUAAAGACCCAGAAUUAUAUGCCAGAGCUCUCAAUAAGGUUCAAGUAUGUUCCAGUCAGUACCUUGGCAGGCCUAGUCCAUAGUUUCAAUCCAACUAAAACUAGGUGUCCAUAUUGUCACAAACUUGAUAAAAAACAUGCAUCGGCGCUUCAGCAUUUGUCUAUUUGUCGGAUGGGUUUAAAACCAAGUCAGUUUUUACAUAAACACUAUACAACUUCAAACCAUGCAUCAAGGAGAUGGUAUGUCAAAAUCUUAGCUCAUAUAGCUUACGGUAGAUUAACUGUUGGUGGAAAUAACGCCCACAUUUUGGUCCAAGAUAGAGUUACUGGAUUAGUUUUGGAGGAGAAAAUUUCGGUUUUCGUCAAGUUAGGUAUUAGGUUGUUAUAUAAGUCUGUCAAGUCUGAUAAUUCCAGCGAAAAGAUCAAGAAAAUGUUGAGAUCCCUUUCGAUUAAACAGGGUGCCAAGUAUGAUAAGCCUAGCUCCAAGUCUAAAAUUGAGGAAUUUGUCAAAUUUCAUGGGUUAAAAUCAACACUAGUGGAAUGUGAAAAUCCAGACUUAUCUAGCUAUAGAACAUUCAAUGAAUUUUUCAGCCGGAAACUGAAAUCAGAUGCAAGACCCCUUGAAGGUGGUACGGACAACCAGAUAAUUGUAUCAGUGGCUGAUUCUAGACUGAUUGUUUUCAAUGACAUUUCGUCGGCUAAAAACUUGUGGAUUAAAGGUAACGGAUUUACCGUUGAUAAACUACUGGGUAGGAAAGAAACCGGGGAAGUUAAAUUCAAAUAUUCAAUUGCCAUCUUCAGGUUGGCUCCUCAAGAUUACCACCGUGUUCAUCUUCCACUCAAUGGGAAAAUAGUUAAAAUCAAUCAUAUCCACGGUUCUUAUUAUACAGUGAAUCCGAUGGCAAUCAGAUCUGCAUUGGAUGUUUUUGGUGAGAAUGUUAGAACUGUAAUUACCCUUGAAACUGAAGAGUACGGGGACGUCGAACUAGUCAUGGUUGGUGCAAUGAUGGUUGGCAGUAUUAUCCUAUCUGUCAAGGUGAAUGAUAUUGUUAAAAAAGGCCAAGAAUUGGGGUAUUUCAAAUUUGGUGGUUCAACAGUUAUACUUGUCUUUAGAAACAGCAGAGAGGACUCGAAUAUGCCAAAAAUGGUAUGGGAUGGUGAUUUGUUAUCCAAUUCGAACAAAAAAUUGGAAACUCUAGUUAAAGUUGGCAUGAGUGUAGGUCAUUCUGUUAGAAGCAAAGAAUUCAGGAGAGGCGUCAAGAAAGAAGUUUCGGAUAGUGAGAGAAGAGAAAUUAUCCGGAGGGUUACAGGUAUUCCAGAGAAUCCAACACCAGGGGUCGGAGACAACAUCAAGGCCAAACUAGGCGGAAUGAUUGAUGAUGUGAUGAGUACAAAGAGUGUUAAAAGUUACAAUCAAAGGAACGAAAUAGAGAAUAUGCUUCAAUCAGAUUGGGAAAUCAAAGAGUUGACGACGCUUGAAGGACUAAAUGACAACGGUGAACUUCGAGAUCAGAUCGACAUCGAUGUGACAAGAGGGUUUGAUGGAACCAACUUUUUCCAUAUGUUGGAUAAUAGUGACGAAUAUAACUCAUUGGAUAAAUAG
Molecule: messenger RNA, 2700 nt
Organism: Pichia kudriavzevii
Lineage: Eukaryota; Fungi; Ascomycota; Pichiomycetes; Pichiales; Pichiaceae
Exons: 1
Coding region: 1-2700 (899 amino acids)
Biological process (GO): phospholipid biosynthetic process
Molecular function (GO): phosphatidylserine decarboxylase activity
Source: RefSeq, a predicted model, not a curated record